Messenger RNA from Elgaria multicarinata webbii, 2644 nucleotides. It is a transcript of the gene SLC1A5, whose product is annotated as solute carrier family 1 member 5. The transcript is spliced from 8 exons. Gene Ontology annotation, molecular function: L-aspartate transmembrane transporter activity; symporter activity; neutral L-amino acid transmembrane transporter activity. Gene Ontology annotation, cellular component: plasma membrane. The record is from RefSeq and is a predicted model, not a curated record. Lineage: Eukaryota; Metazoa; Chordata; Lepidosauria; Squamata; Anguidae. Gene Ontology annotation, biological process: L-aspartate import across plasma membrane. The coding region runs from base 1 to 1662 and encodes 553 amino acids.
AUGACGGUGGAGAACUACCCGGCCCACGCGGACAAAGGCGCUUCCAACGGGGCCAUCGGCUCGCCGCCGCACGUGGCGAUCGAGCUGCCCUCUGGCGACGGGGGAUCCCUCGCUGCUGAGCAGCCCCGGGGCGCCUCCGGCCGGCUGGGCAGCUGCUUGCGGGCCAACCUGCUGGUGCUGCUGACCGUGGCCGGCGUGGUGGCCGGCGUGGCGGUGGGGCUGGGCGUCAGGCAGCUGCCCGGUGGCGGCUUGAGCAAGACUGAGAUCCUGCUCUUCUCCUUCCCCGGGGAGCUGCUGCUCCGCCUGCUGAAGAUGAUCAUCUUGCCUCUGGUGGUCUGCAGCCUGGUGGCCGGCGCGGCCAGCCUGGACCCGGCUGCCCUGGGGCGCUUGGGCGGCUGGGCCAUGCUCUUCUUCCUCCUCACCACCUUGCUGGCCUCCUCCAUCGGCGUCACCUUGGCCUUCAUCAUCAAGCCCGGAGAGGGCGCCUUGGCCCCCAAGCUCUUCGGGGAGGACGUGCCGGAGGCCAAAAACGUAGUCGACUCCUUCCUUGAUCUCCUCAGGAACAUCUUCCCCUCCAACCUGGUGUCGGCUGCCUUCCGAUCGUAUGCAACCAGUUAUAAGUGGGAGAUAAUCAAGAAGAACGCAACAGAAAACAUAACAGGAGUGAAAAAUGUAACUGAGACUGAGAUGCAGUUGAAGAUCCCCGUCGGCGCUGAGGUUGAAGGGAUGAACAUCCUGGGCCUGGUGGUGUUUGCCAUCGUCUUUGGCAUCGCUCUGCGGAAACUCGGGCCUGAGGGAGAGAACCUGAUCAAGUUCUUCAACUCCUUCAAUGAAGCCACAAUGGUGCUCGUCUCCUGGAUCAUGUGGUAUGCCCCGUUGGGUAUCAUGUUCCUGGUCGCUGGCAAGAUCGUGGAGAUGGAGGACGUGGUGGUUCUUUUCACCAGCCUGGGCAAGUACAUCUGCUGCUGCCUCGUGGGCCACGCCAUCCACGGCCUGAUUGUCCUGCCGGUCAUCUACUUCAUCUUCACCCGCAAGAACCCCUACCGGUUCCUGUGGGGCAUCUUCACGGCCCUGGCCACCGCCUUCGGCACCUCCUCCAGCUCUGCCACGCUGCCCCUGAUGAUGAGGUGCGUCGAGGAGAAGAACGGCGUCUCCAAGCACAUCAGCCGCUUCAUCCUGCCCAUCGGGGCCACCGUCAACAUGGACGGGGCGGCCCUCUUCCAGUGCGUGGCUGCCGUCUUCAUCGCCCAGCUCAACAACUUUCCUCUCGACUUCAUCCAAGUCAUUACCAUCCUUGUCACGGCAACGGCGUCCAGCGUCGGAGCUGCCGGGAUUCCCGCGGGCGGCGUCCUCACCCUCGCCAUCAUCUUGGAAGCGGUGGGGCUGCCCACCAAUGACAUCUCCCUCAUCCUGGCGGUGGAUUGGCUUGUGGACCGCACCUGCACGGUCUUGAACGUGGAGGGUGAUGCCUUUGGCGCAGGACUCCUGCAGGUCUACUCCGAUAAGACCAUGGACAAAGCCGGUGCUGCAGACCCAACGGAGAAGAAUGCCCUGGAUGUCAGCAAUGGAGUGAGGCUGGAGGAGGGCUCCCCGCUGAUCAGGAGAGACAGUCCUGCCCUCUUAGAAGGCGUCGAUUCUUGCGAGAAAGAAUCAGUGAUGUAACAGCCAGCCCGAGAAAGAGGCUGGACUUCUUGGGAGAUUUUUUUCUUCUUCUUCUUCUUUUUUUUUUAAAAAAAUUAGGGUUCCGUUUUUAAGAACAGCGCUCAAAUCUGGUCCGACCUUUACGACUUGAAUUUCUCCUAAGAAGGGGGCUGUUGGUUUGGUGACGGGGAACUUUUCAAUUGAGACCCUGCUAAGCAACGCCCCUUUCCGCCUUUUUACGUCCAACUGCUCACUCUUCACGCAACGCUUUUAAACUUUAAAAACUUUUUAAAAUAAUGAUAAUAAUGAGAAGUGCUCAGGUGCUCAGUCCUGCCUGGAAAUCACUCCCUUUCACCCAGAAACUUCGUCCUUUAAGGAGAGGGGUUGUAGUGGUGGCUCUAGUUGUUCACUGGCAGGAGAAACGGCACUCUGUAUCUCCCCAGAGGCACUCUACUUUGCACGUUCCAGGCUGAACUCUACGUUUUUAAUUCACAAUGCAACAAUUUGGCGGCGGCGACUUCCCUGGGGGUGUCUUAAACACUCCUUCCCCUGUUGUGGACCUCCCACUGUCUGCUGCUUUCUGUUUUAUUUUCAAUGUAUUUUGGACCAAGCAAGCAGAAAGAAGAGCCUUCCCGUGCCAAGCGGUUUCCGUCUCCGUCCGUCCGGGCACCACCUGUGCGCUCCUAUUUGCCGUUGGGAGAGCGGUGACUCGGCAGGUGAGAAGUGAAUCCCAUUUCGUCUCCGUGAAGAUGCCUCCGGAAUCCAAGGACUAAAGCACUGCUUGUCAGGCAGCGAACAACUCUUGUCAAAUCGGGGACUGGGCAAGAAGAGGAAGAGACAUUUUUCUUCCUCGGUUUCUUAGACCGCCAGCCCUCUCUUAGAUUCCAUAUGCUGAGAUGGAGCUCUAGUGAAUGAGAGUCACCAGCUGUGCCUCUGGAAUUCCCAUGACUGCUGUCGCAGCCAACUUAUAUCAGUUGCUUAAAACCUGUAUCCUCCCCCCCGC